Molecule: messenger RNA, 4374 nt
Organism: Microsporum canis CBS 113480
Lineage: Eukaryota; Fungi; Ascomycota; Eurotiomycetes; Onygenales; Arthrodermataceae
Product: nucleoporin NUP42
Exons: 4
Coding region: 1-4374 (1457 amino acids)
Biological process (GO): RNA export from nucleus; protein import into nucleus
Cellular component (GO): nuclear pore
Molecular function (GO): protein binding; structural constituent of nuclear pore
Source: RefSeq, a predicted model, not a curated record
AUGGCCUUUUCGUUUGGGUCAGGCCAGGCGCAAACUGGCAUGGGUGGUGGAAACGUGACGAUGGGAGCAGAGCUUCAGGAAGUUGAGACGCAGGAAAUUGGGUUUCUCUCUAUCGGACAUAAUGCAAAAGUUCGACUGCUUCCUACUCCAUGGCCGGAGGAUGCUCUACCAUCGACUACUUCGUCCCUUUUAAGUGUCACGUCGGUAAAAGGACUGCUUGCUGCUGCAGGACCGGAAGGGAUAGCAAUUGCGCGCACAGAUUCAGUCAGAAAGGCCUACGCGGGCGAGCCUUUGGGUGACAGUGAUGUCAGACCAUUCCAACCGGAAUUACAGAUACCGCUUCCGAGGAGAGUCUCUCACGUCUCGUUUUCUUCAGAUGGGAACGUUUUGGUUGUGGCAGUUGAAGGUGGUGAUGGAUUGGCUAUUUUUGAUGCCUCGGAGCUAUUACAGGGAAAGACGCAGCCGAGAGCUACUCUCAACAUAAAUGGGGCAACGUUGCGAGCUCUUGCCGCCAACCCGAACCCGGACACACCUGAAUUAUUUGCAGCGGUUACUAGCAAUGGGGAGCUCUUGGUUGCCAAUCUGAAGACAAAUCAGCUUGUUUCCGGCGCAGCAGGCCCAGUAUUGAAAUCAGGUGUUAGCUCUAUUUGCUGGAGUAACAAAGGUACUCAGCUGGUAGCUGGUUUGGGAGACGGAACUGCAUUCCAGGUGAAACCGGAUGGGGAGAAACAAGCUGAUAUACCUAGAGCCCCAGAGGUCGGAGAUGAUCACCAUGUGUCUACUAUCCUGUGGCUAGCAAACCACGUAUUCUUCAUCGUCUAUACCCCCACAAAUACACCCGACGGCCCUCCGCCAGUGUCCAACUAUUGUAUAGCCACUAGGAAACCCCCAGAUCAGUAUGAGUUUAGGAAAUUGCCCGAAGUUAGCCCUCCGUUCGGUUUGACAAGGCAUCCUGCAUACCAGUUCACAGCCCGCAUGAGAGACUUCGAGCCACACCUGAAGGAAGCCUUGAUUGUCGCAUCCACUGCAUCUACAGAUAUCGGCUUGAUUACACAAUCUACCGCGGACGGAACGCCUACCUUUGCCACUCUUACUAUGGCUGAUGAUUCCAGAAGAGCAGUGCUUCCUAUGACUGAGGAUAUGAAUGACACAUCUCCCAUCGGAAUGUGUCUUGACCUAUCAAGUAGAGAUAGCGUGCUAUCUCCCAUCCCCGGGGACGAGGAAAUCAAGGAGUCAACUUCUCCCCUUCCAGCACUUUUGGUCCUAACAAAUGAUGGGAUGCUUUCAUCGUGGUGGUUUGUACACUCAGAAUCAAUAAGACAGCGGAAACCAUACAGUGGUUUAGUUUCUGUGAGCUCCAAGGGACAACAGGGUCAACAGCAGAUUACUCCUGCACAGCCAGCGGCGAGUACUACUCCGGCUAAGUCUCCAUUUGGACAAUCCACCUUUGGUCAACCAUCAUUCGGCAAACCGGCAGCGCCUGCCUUUGGCACAAGCUCAGCGUUAGGGUCGUUUUCUCAGGCUCCAAGCGGCGGCAGUCCUGCCUUUGGGUUCGCUUCAACGACACCAAAAACGGGUGGAAAUAUCGCCUUUGGCAGCCCAGGAAACCUAGGAAGCAAUAGCCCUGCUUUUGGUCAGACAGCGGCGUUGGGAGCUGGGAGAUCAUUGUUUGGACAGCCAUCGAUGGGAGCUACUGGAUCAUCAACUGGUUCCGGAUUUUCUAAGGUUGGUGCCGGGGGUGGGUUUGGCUCAUUUGCGUCGUCAAGCGGCGGUUUCGCCAGCGCUGCUCAGACUGCUGCGUCGAGUACUAGCUCAUUCACAAAACCACCUUGGACUGAUAGCCCUUUUGGAAAACCAGCUUCCAACGACAAUCCAUUUGGCAAACCAGCACCUAAUAAUAAUCCCUUCGGAAAACCAGCAUCGAGCGAUAGUCCAUUUGCAAAAUCAUCUUCCAAUGACAACCCAUUCGCAAAAGCCGGUCAGCCAUUAUUUGCAUCGACCACUGCACCCGCCGCAACAACCUCGCCAUUCGGACAGCAAGGCACAAGUGAAAAAACACCCACCGGCUUUGGUAUAGGUAGUAGCGGUUUCACAGUUGGGUCUACGAUGAAACCAGAUACCACCGCUGCAAUGGACGAAGAUAAACCAGAGCCAUCUAGUGGAGCCUUAUCCAUGGGCUCCGCUUUUGGUGAUAUGCUUGGUGACUUAAAAACCGAUACUCCAACAUCUGAUACUCCGAAGUCUACUACUCCAAAGCCUGCUGAACCGCCGGUAAACUCAACCCCUACAGCUGCACCACCCAGCUCUUUAUUAUCUCAGAAGCAAGCGCCCUCUCAAGAACAGAAGUUACCGCCAUUUUCAAGUAUAUUCAAUGCGCCACAGCAACAAACAAAGCCCCAAACUACCAUGAAAAUAACUACUCCCACAGGCUCUUUCAGCAUGAUUCCUGUCGCGAAAAAGACCCCAUCUACACCCCUAUCGACCCCGGGGGAAUCCAUUCGCUCGCCAUCAACCGUUAAGGCAGGAACUCCCAGAGGGACUCCCCCAGCUCCGCUAGCAAAAGCCGUUGAAGCCCCUCUCCCACCAGAAUCCACCAGCAAGCUUAGCUACGCCCCUGGAGAUACGUCCGCAUCCUCAUCCGGGAUCUCACGCACAUCAACCGAAGAUGCUCCCCUACCUCCCGAUUUCGUGAAGCCGAAAAAGCCGGAGCUGCCAAAAGAAGCUACAGACGUAUCACUUCCUGCAGAAUCCGAGGACAGCGGGGAAGACUUCGAGGAUAGCGGGGAAGACAUUGGGAAUGAUCUUAGCCCUACGGAUGAGGCUGCAGAUCACCGUGUUCAAAGCCUAAAGACCUCACCCGAGAGCUCGUUUGGAGGAGCUGCUGAUAAAAGCCCUAUGAGUGACUUAUUCUCUAAGGGUAGCACCUCGGAACUGAAGACUGGAGGAGGAAAACCGUUAUUUGGAGAAAUAUCGAAACCUAUAUUCCCACCUCCUACUCUGCCAGAACCUCGACAUCGCCUGAGUCCCCGGUCACCCAGCCCCGUUCGUAGCAGGUCUGCACAUAUGCUUGCGAGGGCAGAUGGCUUCCGAUCAACCAGUGCACCUAGCGCUCCUGAUCGAGCGAUUGCUCGCCGAAAAGCUACACUUGAAGGCUCAAUGCUGGCGAGGCAAGUAUCGCCUUGUCGGGAUGAAGUAGAAAACCAGGCGAGGGCUCAACGGGAGGCAGAAAAGCUGGCUGCCGAAACCCAACCAUUGAGCGAGGAUAACGAAGAUGAACAGUUACGCGCAGACCUAGCUCGACCUAUUUCCCCCUCCCCAUCCUUGGACCCAUUCCUGCCUCAUCAGGGCUAUACUGGCGAGAGCAUGAAACCAGGCAUACCAGGACAGAUAGAGUUGUUAUUCCGGGAUAUCAACACGAUGAUAGAUACCCUAGGGAUUAACUCUCGGUCAUUGUCUGCAUUCCUUCUUUACGAGGAGUCUGCGAAGGAAAAUGAUUACAAGAGAUGGCUAAGAAUCUUGCGGAGUGAUAAAUGCUCCGAUUUACUUAAUGAAAGACAGCUUUUGUCAGAAAUGGAGAAGCUACGACUUGGUGUUGAUUCUCUAGACGAAGUUCUUCAGCAAGGGAGGGUUGAGGGCGUGCAAGAAAUGUUCGAUCAGUGCCAGCAAUUAAUCAGCAAGGAUCUAGUGACACUGCGUGGUCAGUUUGCAAAUCUCCAGCGAACCCUGGAUGCACAUACUGAUUCGAUUGCUAUCGCAUCUGCGCCACUGUCUCCCGAGCAAGCUGCGCUCCAACAAGAUCUCCGGAAAGCAGCAACAGAAACACGUUCCAAAGUAGCAGACUUGGAACGAGACAUAUCGAUCUUCCGAGCUAAGAUCGCCGAUGCAUCCAGGAUAGCUGGUGCUGACGGUGACCGAAAAAUGGCGCGGCCAACCGUCGAAGCAGUGACUUCUACGAUCUCCACAAUGACAAGCAUGGCAGAACGAAAGAGUGGUGACGUCGAUGUGCUUGAAGCUCAACUUAGGCGAAUGGGGAUUGACGUUUCUGGCUCACCAGCCCCAGGGCGAAGCAGGGAAGGUUCUCCGUUCCUUACCCCUGCAAAACGGGCGUCCGCCAGCCGGUUCCCUGUCACCCCCGGUUCCCAGAGUUCCCAGGAUGGAUAUGGCCGCAGCGUGUAUCAGACUCCAGAGUCUGCACAAAGGUUCCGCUCAAGUCUACUGGGGCGUAGCAGCGCCCAAGGUAAUGUCAAUGACUUGGUUGUUCCAGAAGACUUACAAACUUGGCGGACGAAGACCGCUCGGAGGAAGGAAGUUGUUGGAUAUUUGCGAUCCGCUCUGAGUAAUCGCAAGGUCAAAAUGCGCACUCUUGACGGUUAA